Messenger RNA from Thlaspi arvense, 1146 nucleotides. The record is from the annotation of a GenBank genome assembly. NCBI's taxonomy places the organism in Eukaryota, Viridiplantae, Streptophyta, Magnoliopsida, Brassicales, Brassicaceae.
AUGGUCGCAUCAGCAUUUCUAAUAUGGAAAUUUGAGGGUCCCAAAAAAUCAAAAACCCAGAGAAGAGACGAUCUUCAAGAGACGGUUGGUUCUGUGUACAAGGAUGAUGCUUGGGUGACAUCCUUGAAAACUAUCCGUCCUGUUUGGCUGCUUGCUUAUAGAAUUACUGCCUUCAUUCUGCUUUUAGCAUUGCUUACUACCAAUGUUGUUCUUGAUGGAGGUGGCAUAUUUUUCUUUUAUACCCAGUGGACAUUUACGUUGGUGACCAUAUAUUUUGGGCUUGCUUCUGCAUUCUCCAUCUGUGGGUGUUGCCACUGUUGCUAUAAUUCUGGCAGUAAUGGGGUUGAUUCUGCUACUUCAGAUGCCGAACAGGGCACUCCAAUACUAGAAAAGAAUGCCAAUACUCAGAACAUGUCCAAAGGCUUGAACUCCCAUGUAGAAUAUGUAGAACCUAUUGUUCAUAGAGUUGCUAGUACAUGGGGCUAUGGCUUUCAAAUUAUUUACCAGGCAAUCUUUUCAAUCCUUAUAUUGUGUAAGUUAAUGGCAAGUAGCAGUGCCAUUUUAUGGGGAUUUGUCCCUUGCCUUGUUAAGCCAGCUGAAAAUGUUUACAGGGAUUCUACUUGUGCAGGUGCAGUGACACUUACUGAUUGUGUCUUUUGGUUCGUGAUUUAUCCAUUUUUGACAUCUGAUGAUUACAGGUUGAAUUUUAUGGAUGUUUGUUUGCACUCACUUAAUGCAGUUUUCCUACUUGGUGAUGCAGUUUUGAAUUCUUUGCGGUUUCCUUUCUUUCGAAUAUCUUAUUUUAUUUUGUGGACGGGGGCAUUUGUCACUUUCCAAUGGAUUCUCCAUGCUUGCGUUUCGAUGUGGUGGCCUUAUUCAUUUCUUGAUUUGUCAUCUCCAUAUGCUCCCAUCUGGUAUGAAUAUACUAUACCUUAUUCCUAUGAAUAUGUGCAAGCAGAGUUGUUUAUACAAGCUACAUGCUUGUUCAGGUGGGACGUCUGUCCUUGUGGAUGGUAUUACUCUUGGAAGCUCUGCCAAUGGUAUGUGGCAGUAGGGUCGAUGCAUCUCCCAUGCUAUGGCAUCUUUGCUCUUGUAGUAAGGAUGAAGCACUUCUGCUUGUCAAGACUAUUCCCGGAUGCUUUCUAA